AUGGAUGAAAACUUUCAGUUCGUUCAUACAUCCACGAAUUUUGUAGGACUGAAUGCGCCAAUGCUACAGUCAUCAUCAAUUGACCUAACAGCGAUGUACGACCUUCUUGAUCACUUACUGAGUGGAACUGCUUUAUCAGUUGUUUUAUCACUCGUCAUAUCCACAGCAGUGCUUAUUUCGACCACAUUUCACCUCGUCAUCUCUUUUGCAGCCAUUUUCUCCAUAUCAAUCGUUAUCCUUUUGACAUUUGCGAUCGUUUUAUGGUGUGGCUGGUCGAUAAAUGUUGUCGAAGCAACGUUAAUUGUGCUAACAAUUGGUCUCAGUUUCGAUUACUCACUACACGUGGCCGUUUCGUUCAAACUGAGCAAACGUCACGAUUUCAAGAGUGUUUCAUCAACAGUUGGUGUGCCGGUACUGCUGGCCGCAGUUUCGUCGUUCUUGGCCGGUUUCGCAAUGAUAUUUGCACAGACUCAACCGUUCUUCGAGAUCGGCUUCUUUUUAAUGAUUAUGACUUCGUUGAGUAUUGUCAUCGCUUUAUUGGUGUUACCAUCCAUACUCACUAUUGCAUUUCAACCGUUCCUCACAAGAAUCACACCACUUUAG
Messenger RNA from Anisakis simplex (herring worm), 603 nucleotides. The record is from the annotation of a GenBank genome assembly. NCBI's taxonomy places the organism in Eukaryota, Metazoa, Nematoda, Chromadorea, Rhabditida, Anisakidae.